GAGCCGCUUGAAGGACCGCGACGGCCGCGCCCGCAGAUCACCUGGAUGUCAGCAUGGCAACCACAAACCUGGAGAACCAGUUGCACAGUGCGCAGAAGAACCUCUUGUUCCUUCAGCGAGAGCAUGCCAGCACGCUCAAGGGGCUGCACGCUGAGAUCAGGCGGCUACAGCAACACUGCACAGAUCUGACAUACGAGCUGACACUCAAAAGUUCUGAGCAGACAGGCGAUGGGUCUUCUAGAAGCAGUGAACUGAAGAAAAGGUGUGAGGAACUGGAAGCUCAGCUGAAAGUCAAAGGGGACGAGAACGCGGAGCUGUUAAAGGAACUGGAGCAGAAGGACGCCAUGAUCACAGUACUGGAGAACACCAUCCGUGAGCGUGAACGCAAGUACCUGGAGGAGCUGAAGGUGAAGAGCCACAAGCUGAACCUGCUGUCCAGUGAGCUGGAGCAGCGGGCGGGCACCAUCGCCUACCUGACCUCCCAGCUGCAUGCCACCAAGAAGAAGCUCCUGAGCUCCAGUGGGACCUCAGACGCCAGCCCGUCAGGGAGUCCCGUGUUGGCCAGCUAUAAGCCGGCACCUCCCAAAGACAAGCUGCCCGAAACGCCUCGCCGCCGCAUGAAGAAGAGUCUCUCGGCUCCCCUGCACCCGGAAUUCGAAGAGGUCUACAGAUUUGGGGCUGAGAGCCGGAAACUACUUUUGCGGGAACCGGUAGAUGCCAUGCCUGACCCCACCCCAUUCCUGCUGGCCCGGGAGUCCGCGGAGGUCCACCUCAAAGAGCGGCCUCUCAUACCGCCCAUUGCCUCCGAGCGCAGCACCAGUGAGCAGCACAGCCCAGCCCGCGAUAAGCAGCACAAGGCCCACGUGGGAGUGGCCCACCGGAUCCACCAUGUGGCCCCACCGCAGGCGCAGCCUGAGGUGGAGACACUGGCGGUCGACCAGGUGAACGGAGGCAAAGCUGUGAGAAAGCACCCAGGCACGGACAGAACUGUUUGAGGCCAUGGCCCCUCGGCUUCGUCGCACUGUGAGCACCACUAGAAAACACUCAUUCACACCUUCUGUUUAUUUUUUUCCCAUGCAUGCCAAAUUUUUUUUCAGACCCGUCUACCAAUUCUUCUCCUUCUGCUUUUCUUGUCCUCUUACUGACAGCAAAAUAUGAUCGUGUCCCUGCUGCAGAAUACAUAUUUACCAACUGCUGUGGCCAGGCACCUGCGUGCAGCUCGCUUGCUUCUAAUCCCACUCCAUGUGAGCUAAGUGCACUUGUGGGCAGAGCACAGGCCUCGGGCUGCAUCACUACUCGAUGUUCAUGAAAUCAGAUAUUCUCAUGCCUAAUUACAAAGUGGGAGCAACACAUAUCAACCUUGACCUCCCUCCCCAGGCUCCAGGGCAGCCUGUCUGGAGCACCCCUGCUCCCUCCUGGAGACUUAGUAACCUCCCAACAGACCUUUCCCAGGGCGGCACCGAUCACCAAGCAACUGUGUGUGUAUCUAAAGGAACUAAAUAAGAUGAAGUUUUACUCCUCAUAGCACCACAACCUGAACGUGUGUUCAUAUUUUUUGUUAGUUUUAUCCAAAAUGUUUAAGAUCCCAACAAACUUUAUUUUCUAAACCUGC
Messenger RNA from Otolemur garnettii (small-eared galago), 1612 nucleotides. It is a transcript of the gene CCDC92, whose product is annotated as coiled-coil domain containing 92. The record is from RefSeq and is a predicted model, not a curated record. Lineage: Eukaryota; Metazoa; Chordata; Mammalia; Primates; Galagidae. Bases 54 to 995 code for a protein of 313 amino acids. Gene Ontology annotation, cellular component: centriole. The transcript has 4 exons.